Messenger RNA from Thlaspi arvense, 231 nucleotides. The record is from the annotation of a GenBank genome assembly. NCBI's taxonomy places the organism in Eukaryota, Viridiplantae, Streptophyta, Magnoliopsida, Brassicales, Brassicaceae.
AUCAUUAAUCCUUUAGAGAUGUUUUGUUUAGGUCCGGUGGAUGACAACCUCUUCGAAUGGGAAGCUGCAAUUAAAGGACCAAAAUAUAGCCCUUAUGGUGGAGGAAUUAUCCUUAGCAUGCAUUUUUCCCCACAGUUUCCAAUGAAGGCUGUAACUAUCCUAAUGACGUUUUGGGGAAUGCUCCUUACCCCAAGAUUGGAGCUUCCUGAUAAGGUGAACGAGAAUACUCUG